CGGAUCGGCCGUUGAAGAACGUGUGGCAGGGUCUGGGUUCCCGGGACUCGGAAGACGAAGAGCUUGAGCGACCAUGGGCGGGCAGGACCUCCCGGUACCCCGGCUGGAGGGUGUUUCGAAGGAGCAGUUCAUGGAGCACCUCUACCCACAGAGAAAACCUCUAGUGUUGGAAGGAAUUGAUCUGGGGACAUGUACAAGCAAAUGGACAGUGGAUUACCUAAGUCAAGUUGGAGGGAGGAAAGAAGUGAAGAUUCAUGUUGCUGCAGUUGCCCAGAUGGACUUCAUUAGUAAGAACUUUGUAUAUAGAACUUUACCUUUUGACAAGUUGGUUCAGAGGGCAGCUGAAGAAAAGCAUAAAGAAUUCUUUAUUUCAGAGGAUGAAAAGUACUACUUACGGUCACUUGGGGAAGACCCAAGAAAGGAUGUUGCAGAUAUCAGAAAGCAGUUUCCUUUAUUGGAAGGCGAUAUUAAGUUUCCAAAAUUCUUCAAAGAGGAGCAGUUCUUUUCCAGUGUUUUUCGAAUUAGCUCACCGGGAUUACAACUUUGGACCCACUAUGAUGUAAUGGAUAACUUCUUAAUACAAGUGACAGGAAAAAAGCGUGUUGUACUGUUCAGUCCUCGAGAUGCCCAGUAUUUAUAUUUAUCAGGUACUAAAUCGGAAGUACUGAAUAUAGAUAACCCAGACUUAGCUAAAUAUCCACUGUUUCCCAAGGCUAGAAGGUAUGAAUGUUCCCUUAAAGCUGGAGAUGUGUUAUUCAUUCCCGCUUUAUGGUUCCAUAAUGUAAUUUCUGAAGAAUUUGGAGUGGGAGUGAAUGUCUUUUGGAAACACCUUCCGUCGGAGUGCUAUGAUAAAACAGAUACCUACGGAAACAAAGAUCCUACAGCAGCAUCAAGAGCUGCACAAAUUUUGGACAGAGCCUUGAAAACACUGGCUGAAUUACCAGAGGAAUACAGGGACUUCUAUGCACGGCGAAUGGUCUUACACAUUCAGGACAAAGCCUAUAGCAAAAACUUUGAGUAAAUAAUGAAGUGAAUACAAUGAAUAUAAACUUUUAAAUAUAGUUCAGUUCAAAUAUUAGAAAAAUAUAACAAAAUAUAAAUUAUUUUUUGGAUUCUUUGUUAAAAGAGGAAAUAUAAAUCAAUUUCAAAUUUACAGAUUAAAUACAAAGUGGGUGUUUGUGUGGUUUUUACUUAAUACAGAU
This is a messenger RNA of Miniopterus natalensis, 1202 nucleotides long. It is a transcript of the gene TYW5, whose product is annotated as tRNA-yW synthesizing protein 5. Gene Ontology annotation, molecular function: tRNA binding. The record is from RefSeq and is a predicted model, not a curated record. NCBI's taxonomy places the organism in Eukaryota, Metazoa, Chordata, Mammalia, Chiroptera, Miniopteridae. Gene Ontology annotation, biological process: wybutosine biosynthetic process.